AUGCCUGAAGAGUCCUCGGAUAUGGCCUGGCGCGUGCUUGGCCAAGCGCUGAAGUUCAUGAAUCGUGACCAGGAGCUUUGGUGGCUACAAACAGCUCCCUUCUUUAACCAGCUAUUGAUACAGUGUGGCUAUCCAGUGGAGUCACAAUACCACUAUCUAUGCUUCUACCAUAGACACAUCCUUCCGGUCUUGGGACCAUUCAUACGGCCCGGAGUUAGCGCUGACAAUAUAAGCUUGUUCACACCGGAAGGCUACCCAUUGGAACUAAGUGUGAACUACCAGCAAAGUCAUUCUAUUGUCCGACUGGGCUGUGGGCCGGUAAGUGAGUUUGCUGGAACGGUGCAUGACCCCUUGAAUCAAUUCAAGGCACGGGAGCUGCUAGGUAGGCUGGCUCUCCUAGACUCGAACAUUGAUCUGCGAUGGUUCGAUUACUUCGCUUCUCAGCUCACUGUCACCAUCGAGGAGGCAAACCUCGCUUCCCAUCAUCUUAUCCCCCCUUUACGGCAAACAAACGAGGUUGCCUUUGAUCUGAAGGAAGAAGGGAUCGUUCCAAAAGGCUAUUUCUUCUUGAAGCCUAAAUCUAUCGUGACCGGAGUGCCGACUGGUGUCCUGGCCUUCGACGCUAUUGAACGACUGGAUGCACAUUUUCACGCCAGCUUGGCCGUCCUUAAGGAGUUUUUGCUCCCUUGGUUGGACGCCCAGAAUGAUUCCGAUGCAGCUGUCUCGGAUGUAUUCCUCAUUGGGUUUGAUUGCGUGAUACCAAGGAAAUCGCGCAUCAAGUUAUAUGUUGUUAAUACGCACCUUUCCUUUGAUAACGUCCGUGCGCUAUGGACGCUUGGAGGCCGGUUCGACGACCCUGUUACCACGAAAGGCCUAUUGAUUGCCGAAAAACUGUGGAGCGUGCUCCAUUUCAAGGAACUCUCUUAUGCGGAUAUGGAUGCAGACCAAUUACCGUUGGCUGUCUACUAUGAAAUGAAGCAUGGAGGAACUGCUCCAAAGCCACAGCUAUAUCUCCCAUUGCAUGGCGUGAACGAUGACUUCAUUGCAGACGCACUAACAAAGUUCUUUGAAUAUCUGGAAUGGGGAGGAUUUGCAGCUCGCUAUAAGCAAGAGUUGAUCUCGAAUUUUCCAUGUCACGAUAUAAAACAAACAAAGACGGCCCAACGCUGGGUGUCUUUCUCGUAUACUGAGCCAGCUGGAGUAUACUUAACAGUAUACUUUCAUCCUGUCCAAGGCAAGAUAGGAAGCCUGCCUCUCUAGGCUUUGCAAGGUGUGAAACUUGCG
Molecule: messenger RNA, 1284 nt
Organism: Aspergillus alliaceus
Lineage: Eukaryota; Fungi; Ascomycota; Eurotiomycetes; Eurotiales; Aspergillaceae
Product: putative dimethylallyl tryptophan synthase
Exons: 2
Coding region: 1-1260 (419 amino acids)
Biological process (GO): alkaloid metabolic process
Molecular function (GO): transferase activity, transferring alkyl or aryl (other than methyl) groups
Source: RefSeq, a predicted model, not a curated record